AUGGAGAAGGUCGACAGUGAAAUCGAGCUUAUGCCUAUAAGAGAUCGUGCAAUUGACGAACGGGAAAUUGAAUCUCUCACCCGCAUCGCUUCUAGCAAGCUUGGACGAAAGCUAUCCGUGUCUGCUAGCCGCGUCGAGUCCCAAGACCCAAGACUAGAUCCCAACAGCCCUCAGUUUGAUCACCAUCGAUGGGCCCAACAUGUCGUUAGCCAGGUUCAUGAAGCCGGUGAUGAGAUUCUUUCUCAAGGUGUUGUCUUCUCUAAUCUUUUCGUUAGCGGCUCCGGUUCAGCACUGCAGUUUCAGGAGACUUUGCUCUCAAGUCUUACCCUUCUAUUUCGGUAUGCCUCCAGAGCUAUGAAGGGUCGCCUAUCUCCUCCAAGGAGAAUUCUUCACAGCUUUGACGGUUUGCUCGAGGGUGGAGAGCUCCUUUUGGUUCUGGGGCGUCCGGGAAGUGGAUGCACCACCUUCCUCAAAACCCUUUGUGGACAUCUGGGCGGCCUGACUAUGGAACGAAGUAGCUCAAUCCACUUCAAAGGUAUCGGCUUCGAGGAUAUGAUAAAACACCAUCGUGGUGAUGUGGCAUACAAUAAGGAAGUUGAUCUUCAUUUCCCUCACUUGACGGUGGGCCAGACCCUCUCGUUUGCUGCCCACGCUCGUGCUCCUCAUCGGCGUAUCAAAGAUAUGUCCCGAGAUGAGUAUGUGGAGACUCUAACUCAAGUAGUUAUGUCUAUUUUUGGGUUAUCCCAUACAUUCAAUACCGAAGUUGGUAGCGAAUUCGUUCGGGGAAUUAGUGGUGGUGAGCGUAAGCGGGUCAGCAUUGCCGAGAUGUUUCUUUCGCGUUGUCGUAUCGGCGCCUGGGACAACAGUACUCGAGGAUUAGAUGCCGCUUCCGCCUUGAAGUUUGUCCGUGCUCUACGUUUGUCAGCUGAUAUGGCCCAGUCAUGUCAUGCAGUCGCUGCAUAUCAAGCAUCGCAAGGCAUGUUUAACCUGUUCGACAAGGUUGUAGUGCUCUACGAGGGCCACCAAAUCUACUACGGCCCCUGUGAACGAGCAGUAGCUUAUUUUGAGGACAUGGGAUGGGCCAGACCGGAUCGUCAAGUGAGCGGUGACUUUUUGACUGCCAUUACCAAUCCUGAUGAGCGAAAGGCAAUUCCAGGAAUGGAGAACAAGGUGCCUCGCACAGCGAAGGAAUUCGCGGAAUACUGGAAGCGGAGCCCAGAAUAUCAGAGUCUGCGGAAACAAAUCACCGAUUUCGACCAACAACACCCACCUAAUGGCGAGGACGCCAGAAGAUUCAAAGACUACCACAAUCACCAACAGGCUGUACACACCCGCUCUGGUAGCUCAUAUAUCCUAUCUGUGCCGAUGCAAAUCCGCUUGUGUACUCGGAGAGCAUAUCAGCGUAUGCUCAACGACUUGCCUACCGCGCUGUCGCCUCUUGUCGUUCAAUUGAUUCUGUCCUUGAUUAUUGGAUCCGUCUUCUACAAUACGCCUGAUACCUCUUCAUAUUUCUUCCAAAAGGGUGCUGUGUGCUAUUUUGCUGUACUGAUGAAUGCCCUACUCACCAUAAACGAAAUCCUGCAACUCUACAGUCAGCGGCCAAUUGUAGAGAAACAAUCUGGCUAUGCCUUUGUUCACCCCUUCACGGAGGCUCUGGCAAGCAUCGUCGUAGACUUGCCUAUCAAAAUUGUGCGACUUUCCAUCUUCAGCAUCGUUUUAUACUUUAUGGCAAACCUUCGCCGGGAGCCAUCUCAGUUUUUCAUUUUCUACUUGUUCCUAUUUCUUUCUGUUCUAACCAUGUCUGGUCUAUUUCGUAGCCUUGGAGCAUUGACAAGGUCCGUCGGACAGGCCAUGGCACUGGCCGGUAUUCUUGUUCUGUGUAUCGUUGUAUACACUGGAUUUACGCUACCACAGCCGUACAUGCACCCAUGGCUGUCCUGGAUUCGCUGGAUCAACCCGAUUUAUUAUGCCUUUGAAGCAAUUAUUGCCAAUGAGUUUCACGGCAAGAACUACUCAUGCACGUCGAUAAUUCCGAGUUACGCCACUGGCAAGUCUUUCAUCUGUUCUUCUAUAGGUGCAAAGGCAGGCGAGAGAUUUGUCUCUGGAGAUGCGUUCAUCGAACAAAAUUAUUUCUACUAUUACUCUCAUCUGUGGCGAAAUCUCGGAAUCCUCAUUGGAUUUAUGAUUCUCUUCAAUGCGACCUAUCUUGUAGCUACUGAGUUCAUUGCUAGCGACAAGUCAAAGGCUGAGGCACUAGUCUUCCGUCCUGGUCAUGCCCCAGCACACCUCCGAUCCAAUGAUGCAGACGGUGGCGCUGUGAUAAUGAAUACGUUGGAAGCAACAGAGACAAAUGAUACGAUCCUCAUGCCUAGGCGAGAAGACAUUCUUUCUUGGAAGGCCAUCAAUUAUGAUAUUCCGGUGAAGGAAGGAAUUCGACGACUUCUGGAUGAUGUCAAUGGCUGGGUCAAACCUGGUAGCUUGACUGCACUGAUGGGUGUUUCUGGGGCUGGUAAGACGACUUUGUUGGACGUCCUCGCCCAACGGGUGUCUAUUGGUGUUGUAUCUGGUGACAUCUUGGUUAAUGGUCAGCCGUUGAUGCCAAAUUUUCCUCGUCGUACUGGUUAUGUACAGCAGCAAGACCUCCAUCUUGAGACGACCACUGUCCGCGAGGCGCUCCGCUUCAGUGCUAUGCUUCGCCAGCCAAGGAGUGUCUCUAAAGAGGAGAAAUAUGAGUACGCGGAACAGGUUCUCAAGAUGCUUGGCAUGGAAGACUUUGCUGAAGCGGUAGUUGGAUCCCUUGGCGAGGGCCUGAAUGUUGAACAGCGCAAGCUUCUAAGUAUUGGCGUUGAACUUGCUGCGAAGCCCACUCUAUUGAUCUUUUUGGAUGAACCAACGAGUGGACUGGAUUCUCAGAGCUCAUGGACGAUUUGCCAAUUUCUUCGAAAGCUUGCAGACCAUGGCCAGGCUGUUUUGGCAACGAUCCACCAGCCCAGUGCGACUCUGUUUCAAACAUUCGAUCGUCUACUCUUUCUGGCGAAAGGUGGGAAGACAGUAUAUUUUGGUGACAUUGGCGAACAGUCAUCCACGCUCUUGAAGUACUUUGAACACCACGGAGCUCGACCAUGCGAGGGACUGGAGAAUCCCGCCGAAUACAUCCUCGACAUGGUCGCCGGAGAGGGCUGCCCUGGUGUGGACUGGCCUGCCGUAUGGAACUCGAGUCAGGAGUAUCAAGAUGUCAUUUCUGAGCUCGACCGAAUUCAUCACAUGCGCAAUGACACUAAUCAUGAUCAACUGUCCGAUGAUGACAAUGCCGAAUUUGCCAUGCCAUUUUCCACCCAGCUAUCGGUCGUGCUUGGCCGUUGUUUUCAGGGCCACUAUCGUCAACCAGACUACAUCUAUGCAAAGUUUAUUCUCGCAAUCACUUCGGGCCUAUUCAUUGGAUUCUCUUUCUGGAAGGCCGACAACACUCAACAAGGCUUCCAGAAUGUCCUUUUUAGCAUUUUUCUCUUGUGUACUAUCUUCAACACCCUUGUCAACCAAAUCAUGCCUCGCUUCGUUACUCAGCGAUCGCUGUACGAAGUCCGCGAGCGUCCCUCCCGUAUUUACACGUGGAAAGUGUUUGUGCUCUCACAAAUUAUCGUGGAGGUACCUUGGCAAGUUUGUUUGGGUGUCUGCUCCUGGGCUUCCUUCUACUGGUCCGUGUUUGGCACUGGUCAAGAUUCUGAAAGCCGUGCAUUGAUUAUGUUGUUCAUCGUGCAAUUCUACAUCUACGCUGCAAGCAUGGCUCAAUUCGUCGUGUCCGCUAUUCCAGAGCCCGCUCUUGCCGCCAUGCUCGCAACUCUCAUGUUUGGUCUGUCUUUCAUCUUCAAUGGUGUUAUGCAGCCACCAAGUGUUCUACCCCGAUUCUGGAUCUUCAUGUAUCGUGUCUCGCCAUUCACGUACUACAUAGGUGGCAUUGCAGGUGCUGCACUGCAUGGUCGCACAGUUGAGUGCAAUGCCGCCGAACUCAGCGUCUUCAACCCUCCAUCUGGUCAAACCUGCGGAGAUUACAUGGAGAAAUACGUCGAAAGCGCAGGUGGCUCAGUAUACAACGAAAAUGCCACGUCCGACUGCCAAUACUGUAGCAUGAGCUCUGCAGACCAGUAUCUUGCUGCUCGAGAGAUCUACUAUGAUGACCGAUGGCGCAACUACGGCAUCUUCUGGUGCUAUUUUGUUUUUAACAUCUUUGGGGCAGUUAUUUUGUAUUACUUGUUCCGAGUGAGAACCUCCAAGUCAAUGAUGGCAAAAUCCAAUAAAUGA
Messenger RNA from Talaromyces amestolkiae, 4299 nucleotides. RefSeq lists its product as uncharacterized. The record is from RefSeq and is a predicted model, not a curated record. Gene Ontology annotation, cellular component: membrane. Bases 1 to 4299 code for a protein of 1432 amino acids. Gene Ontology annotation, molecular function: ATP hydrolysis activity; ABC-type transporter activity; ATP binding. The transcript has 3 exons. Gene Ontology annotation, biological process: transmembrane transport. Lineage: Eukaryota; Fungi; Ascomycota; Eurotiomycetes; Eurotiales; Trichocomaceae.